Cynara cardunculus var. scolymus (artichoke) is the source of this 2612-nucleotide messenger RNA. Its product is annotated as G-type lectin S-receptor-like serine/threonine-protein kinase SD2-5. Bases 1 to 2538 code for a protein of 845 amino acids. Gene Ontology annotation, biological process: protein phosphorylation. The record is from RefSeq and is a predicted model, not a curated record. The transcript has a single exon. Lineage: Eukaryota; Viridiplantae; Streptophyta; Magnoliopsida; Asterales; Asteraceae. Gene Ontology annotation, molecular function: ATP binding; protein serine/threonine kinase activity.
AUGAUGAGGGUGCCAUGGAUUUCUUGUUUAUUCUUUGCCUUUUUUGUCAUCUUAUUUUGCUACUCAUCCUCUGCCCAGCCUUUUGACUACCCAACUGCAAAUCUUUCCACCACAUGGACCAACGACGAAUCUGCACCCCACUCCAUAAAUUUCACCGAUGGCUCAAGGGUUAGAUCCAUCCUCCUUAGAGGAACCUAUGGACACAAAUUCGCCUGUGGCUUCUUCUGUAAUGGAACCUGCACCUCUUACCUUUUUGCAAUCUUCAUUGUUCAAACCAAUAGUGUGUCCAAUAUCGUUGCACCCGGUAUAGCGUUUCCUCAAGUCGUUUGGUCAGCCAACCGAGACUAUCCGGUUGGGAUUGGUGCAACAUUAAAUCUCACAGCAUCUGGAGAAUUGGUCUUACAGGAUGUUGAUGGAAGCAUAGCUUGGACUACCAACACUACCAAGAAAUCUGUUGUUGGCAUGAACUUAACAGAUAUCGGAAACCUGUUGUUGUUUGAUGUCGAUGGUAAGGUGGUUUGGCAAUCUUUUGACCACCCAACAGACUGUUUGGUACUAGGCCAAAAAUUGUUUCAAGGACAGAAGUUGAUACCUAGUGUUUCAUCAACCAAUUGGACGACUCAAAAAGGUAUGUACUCUCUUCAAGUCACGAAUCAAGGUUUGUUUGCUUCUGUUGAAUCAAACCCACCUCAAAUCUACGAUGAUGGCUUGGUCACUCGCACAAAUCCAAAUAAAGAACGAAGUUAUGUUAGGUUCUUGAAUGGGAGUUUGUCGUACUUCAUUGUUUCUACCGAGCCAAGUGAUCCUGACAUGUGGAUUCCUAUACCUCAAGCAUCAUCGGUGCAGUAUAUGAAGCUAAUGCCAGAUGGGCAUUUAAAAGUGUUUGAAUGGCAAAACAGGUGGAUAGUGUUGGCCGAUCUACUUACAGGUCCUCUUGGAGAGUGUGGUUAUCCUUUGGCUUGUGGGAGAAAUGCCCUUUGCUCGGGUAAUCAACAAUGUAGUUGUCCAGUAUCGACCUCGCCCAGGAAAGAAUAUUUCAGACCAAUGAACGAUCUGCAACCCAACUUGGGUUGCACAGAAAUUACUCCUCUCUCAUGUAAUUCUACCCAAGAUCAAGAUUUUAUUGCACUCACGAAUGUUGAAUACGUCACUUUUGUUGCAAACAUGGAGACGGUGAAUAUAGAGGUUUGCAAACAAGCGUGUAUGAAGAAUUGUUCGUGCAAAGCAGCUAUAUUUCAUUAUGGUUCGAAUUCUUCAAGGGGAGAUUGUUAUUUACCUUCUGAACUCUUUACGGUGACAAGUAUUGAUCCAGAUGUAAUUCAUUACAAUUCUUCAGCUUUCUUAAAAGUCCAAAAUAUAAGGCCACCUCCUUCAUCUACAUCCGAAAGUCCUAGUCCAUUAGCAAAAAGAAAAAAUCGAGUUGCAACAGUUCUAGGUUCCACAAUUGGAAGUAUUGUGCUUCUGCUUAUUGUGGUCAUAGGAUUUGUUAUUUUUGUAGUUCACAAACGUAAGAUGAAAGCUGAAAUGGAGGAAGAGUAUUUAGAUCAAGUACCAGGAAUGCCUACUCGGUUUUCCUAUGAAGAACUGAAAACUGCCACAGAGUGUUUUUGUAAAAAACUUGGUCAAGGAGGAUUUGGAUCAGUUUACGAAGGGACACUCACAGAUGGCUCCAAGAUUGCAGUCAAAUGUCUAGAGGGCCUUACGCAGGUUAAGAAAUCUUUCCUAGCUGAGGUCGAAUCUAUUGGUAGCAUUCACCAUGUGAAUCUAGUUAGACUUCGAGGAUUUUGUGCUUGGAAGUCGCAACGACUUCUCGUUUAUGAGUUCAUGAGUAACGGAUCACUAGAUCGGUGGAUCUACCAAGGAGAUCGAAAGCACGUACUCAAAUGGGAAUGCAGAAAGAAAAUUGUUCUUGAUAUAGCCAAAGGGUUAGCAUAUCUCCAUGAAGAUUGUAGGCAAAAGAUCAUCCACCUUGAUAUUAAACCUCAAAACAUACUCCUAGACAGUGAUUUCAAUGCCAAAGUAUCUGACUUUGGGCUGUCUAAACUCAUCGACAGAAAUCAAACCCAAGUGAUAACUACCAUGAGAGGAACUCCCGGCUAUUUAGCUCCAGAAUGGUUGAGUUCAAUUAUCACUGAAAAGGUAGAUGUAUACAGCUUUGGUAUCGUUCUCUUGGAGAUCUUGUGUGGGAGAAAGAAUUUUGAUAGAUCUCAACCGGAAGAAAGUUGGCACUUGCUUGGUGUCUUUCAGAAAGGAUGGGAACAAGGGAAUUUGUUAGAUAUAGUUGAUAAAUAUAGUGACGAUAUGCAGGCACACGUUGAAGAAGUGGUGGAGAUGAUGAAAGUGGCUUCCUGGUGUUUACAGAAUGAUUUCACGAGAAGGCCUUCAAUGUCAACUGUUGUUAAGGUGUUAGAGGGAGUAAUGAAUGUUGAAUCAAACUUAGAUUACAACUUCUCACAUCCAAGUAUGCAAAAAACAACAGUUGGACAUGAGAAAGAUUUGACACCAUUGUUACCUUCUAUUCUAUCAGGGCCAAGGUGAGCAGCAGCAAUGAUGUAGUUGUAUAUCACUUAUAUGUUCCCUUUUAAUACUAGUAUAUUUCCUAUUUCAAGAUC